GCUACGUGCAGGGGAUGAGCGACCUGCUGUCUCCUGUCCUCUACGUGAUGGAGAACGAGGUGGACGCCUUCUGGUGUUUCGUCUCCUUCAUGGAUCAGAUGCACCAGAACUUUGAGGAGCAGAUGCAGGGUAUGAAGACUCAGCUGAUCCAGCUCAGCACUCUGCUCAGACUGCUCGACCUCUCCUUCUGGAACUACCUGGAGGCUCAGGACUCGGGUUACCUGUACUUCUGUUUCCGCUGGCUGCUGAUCAGAUUCAAGAGAGAGCUCAGCUUCCAGGACGUCCUCAGGCUCUGGGAGGUGAUGUGGACCGGGCUCCCCUGUCAGAACUUCCACCUGCUGCUGUGCUGUGCCAUCCUGGACUCAGAGAAGCAGAAGAUCAUGGAGGAGAACUACGGCUUCAACGAGAUCCUCAAGCACAUUAACGAGCUCUCCAUGAAGCUGGAGAUAGAAGAGGUCCUUCAGAAAGCCGAAGGCAUCGGUCUGCAGAUCAAGAGCUGCAAGGACCUCCCCGCCACCAUCAGCUCCAUCCUGGGCUGGGACCCUCCAGCCCCCCCUCCGGUCCCCCCCCCCGGCCCCCCCGCCGGCUCUCAGGACCCCCCAGAGAGGAGCCGCCUGCUCCAGCCCACUCUCCAGAGACAGCAGUGCGCAGAACGGCUGCUCACCGGCCUUCAUAUCAUAAACACUGCCUCCAGAAGAGCAGGACUGUCUAUACCACCACAGAAGAAGAAGAGCAGGACUGUCUAUACCACCACAGAAGAAGAAGAGCAGGACUGUCUAUACCACCACAGAAGAAGAAGAGCAGGACUGUCUAUACCACCACAGAAGAAGAAGGGUACCACACAGAAGAAGAAGAGCAGGACUGUCUAUACCACCACAGAAGAAGAAGAGCAGGACUGUCUAUACCACCACAGAAGAAGAAGAAGAGCAGGACUGUCUAUACCACCACAGAAGAAGAAGAAGAGCAGGACUGUCUAUACCACCACAGAAGAAGAAGAGCAGGACUGUCUAUACCACCACAGAAGAAGAAGAGCAGGACUGUCUAUACCACCACAGAAGAAGAGCAGGAUGUAA
Messenger RNA from Trematomus bernacchii (emerald rockcod), 1073 nucleotides. Its product is annotated as TBC1 domain family member 15-like. NCBI's taxonomy places the organism in Eukaryota, Metazoa, Chordata, Actinopteri, Perciformes, Nototheniidae. Gene Ontology annotation, biological process: activation of GTPase activity. Gene Ontology annotation, molecular function: GTPase activator activity. The record is from RefSeq and is a predicted model, not a curated record.